Molecule: messenger RNA, 1344 nt
Organism: Daldinia vernicosa
Lineage: Eukaryota; Fungi; Ascomycota; Sordariomycetes; Xylariales; Hypoxylaceae
Product: MFS general substrate transporter
Exons: 9
Coding region: 1-1344 (447 amino acids)
Biological process (GO): transmembrane transport
Cellular component (GO): membrane
Molecular function (GO): transmembrane transporter activity
Source: RefSeq, a predicted model, not a curated record
AUGACGAUAACAAAGCCAAGCCAGGGGUAUUCCCUAUAUGGCCUUAUCAAGGAGAUCUUCAAUUGGUACCCUUCUAGUUACCCUGCAGCAGAGAGAAAGCUUUUAUUCAAACUCGACUUGUCGAUCCUAAUAUUUGCUUGUCUAUGCUACCAAACAAACAUCAGCAAUGCCUACGUCAGUGGCCUCAAGGAGGAAUUUGGAUUAUACGGCAACGAACUUAAUUAUUUCAAUGUGUGCUACUACGUGGCUUAUAUGAUUUUCCAAAUCCUUGGCAUGCUACUUAUGUCAGCCCGCUGGUUGCUACCAACUCUCGAAGUGCUCUGGGGUAUCUGUACCUUCGCACAGAGUCGAGUUACGAAUGUUCACCAGCUAUAUGCGUGCCGAUUCCUAGUAGGCAUGUUAGAGGCUCCAGUAUUCGCCGGUACACACUUCAUCUUAGGAUCGUGGUACAGUGGCCCUGAAUUAUUUAAGCGAGCCGGAACUUGGUUCAUAUGCAACCCCCUGGGCACCAUGGUAAGCGGAUAUCUGCAAGCAGCAGCGUAUACCAAUCUCUCUGGUGUGGGCGGGAUGCCCGGAUGGAGGUGGCUGUUCAUCAUCGAUGGUAUAUUUACACUUCCAAUUGCGGUAGCUGGAUUCCUGGUCUUCCCGGGAAUUCCGGAUUCGCCAAAGCCAUUUUAUUUCACCAACGAGGACAUCGCUCUCGCAAAGGCGAGGUUAGAACGGGCUAAGAUCCGCAAGCCGGGCAAGCUAGGGCUUGACGUGUUUAAACGUACACUUGGGCGCUGGCAUAUUUGGGUUUUUGUGUUUUGUUAUAUUUGCAUGAUCAUCUCCGGCUAUCCAGAAUCAUAUAUGAAUCUCUGGCUGAAAGAACAAGGCUUUUCUGUUAUUCAGAUUAAUCAACUACCUACGGUUACGUACGCCAUCAACAUCGUCGCUUCUUGGCUGGGUACUACCUUGGCUGCUAUUUAUCCUUCGUGGACCGUUUACAGCAGCGCAAUAAUAUGUAUCGUGUUCUCGUCAAUCUGUAUGAUUAUUUGGGAUAUUCCGAAACCUCUGAAAUUUGUCGCGUGGUACUUUUUCGGUGUAUCAGGGUGUCUAAGUCCGGUCCUAUACUCGACGGUCAAUACGGUUGUGAAGGGUGACUCGGAAGAGAGAGCUCUUAUUUUGGGUGCAAUGAUGACUUUCGGUUAUUCAUUCAACAUCUGGGUGCCCCUUUUGCUCUUCCCAACCGCCGGACCUAACGGUGCUCCAAGAUGGCGUAUUGGAUGGCCUGUCGCGUUAACUUUCCACGUGCUACUAUGGGCUGGGUUUAUCGUUGCAAUCUUAUUGUAUCGCAGAGAGUGA